Molecule: messenger RNA, 1536 nt
Organism: Rhea pennata
Lineage: Eukaryota; Metazoa; Chordata; Aves; Rheiformes; Rheidae
Product: bactericidal permeability-increasing protein-like
Exons: 16
Coding region: 1-1536 (511 amino acids)
Biological process (GO): lipopolysaccharide-mediated signaling pathway; defense response to Gram-negative bacterium; innate immune response
Molecular function (GO): lipopolysaccharide binding
Source: RefSeq, a predicted model, not a curated record
AUGGACGUCGCCAUCGGAGCAGGUCCCUGCCGCUCGCUGCCGCCGGCGGUCCCGGGGGAGAUGGCGGAGGUGGGCGCCGCACCGCGACCCGCCUGGCCCCCGGCCUGGGGCGCCGGGCUCGCCUGGCACGUCUCCCUGCUGCUCCUGCUGGCCGCCGGCCUGGCCGCCGCCGCCAACCCCGGCCUCAAGGGCCGGGUCACCCGGAGCGCCCUGGAGUACGGCCGGCGGCUGGGGCUGGGAGCGCUGCGGUCGCUGCUGCAGGAGGAGCACGCGCUGAACCUGACGGGCACCUACCGCCUGCCGCUGCUCGGCGAGCUCGCCUUCGCCGUGCCCCGGGUCCGCGUCCGGCAGCUGCAGAUCGACGACUCCGCCGUGGACUUCUCCGAGGACGUGGGUGUGCGGCUCGCCAUCCGGCACGCGCGAGUGGAGCUCAGUGCCGACUGGGACGCCCAGCUCUGGGCCGUCCGCGACGGCGGCGCCGUGGAGGUGCGCGCGGGCGACGUGGCCGUGUCGGCGGUGCUGGCGGUGAGCGCGGGUGCCGGCGGCCGCCUCGCCGUCUGGAGCGCCGGCUGCAACUCCAGCGUCGGCAGCCUGCGCCUGGAGUUUCGCCGCGGGCAGAGCUGGAUCUACAACCUGCUGGCGCCGGCGCUGCAAGAGCCGCUGCGGUGGGAGCUCAGCAAGCACCUCUGCCCCGAGCUCCUCCGAGGCAUCCGCAGGCUCGAGGCUGUCCUGGGCAGCAUGCAAGUGUCCGCCCAGCUCGACCCCUUCGCCGCCAUCGACUACUCGCUGCUGCGGAGGCCGGAGAUCACGGCGGAGCACGGGGACGUCAGCGUCAAGGGCGAGUUCCUCGGGGUGGGCUGGCACCGGCAGAGCCCCUUCUCGGCAGCGCCGGUGCUGCUGCCUGCGGCGCGCGAGCCCAUGCUGCUCCUGGGCGUCACCGAGUUCGUCGCCAACUCCGCGGCCUUCGUGUACUUCACGGCCGGCGCGCUGCGCUGGACCGUCACCGGCGACAUGCUCCCGCGGCGCUUCCCGCUCCGGCUGGGGACCAAGAACCUGGGGCUCUUCUCCCCGCAGCUGCAGGAGCUCUAUCCGGACCAGCCCAUGGAGCUGCGCCUCUCGGCCCGCCGGCAGCCCCUGCUCUCCUGCCACCCCGAUGGCCUGCGCCUGGCCUUCUUCGGCUCCGUGGAGGCCUUCGUGGUCCUGCCCAACGCCACCCGUGUCUCUGCUUUUCUGCUGAAUAUUGACGCCAAUGUGACGGGGAAGCCAAUCCUCACCGCGAGCAGGAUCAGGGGCUCCGUGAGCCUGGUGGGGCUCAGCGUGGCGCAGGUGGAGUCGCACGUGGGGCCGCUGGAGGUGAAGAACCUGCAGAACCUGCUGAACUUCGGGCUGCGGAUGUUCGGGGUGCCCCACGCGAACCGGAAGCUCCGGGCUGGCUUCCCGCUGCCGGCCGUGCGCCACCUCCGCCUGCUCAACCCCCACGUCACGCUGCAGGAGGGCUUCGCGCUCAUCGCCACGGACCUGCAGUACGAGCCCUGA